UUCUAAUAAAUUCUAAAUAACUAAAUAUGUAUUUCUAAAUUAAAAAUUUUAUAUCAAAUUUUUGGAAAGUAGAAGACAGAACCAAUAAGUAAAAAUGAAAUUAAUUCUAACAACUAUUCCGCUAAUUACUUGUUUUUCCUUGGUUAACGGCGAAUGUCAGGAUCCUACCGUGGCAACAACUGGUUCUGGAAUACCACUCAGAGACAGAUUUGCAAUCCGUACGGUAGGAUGUAGAGGACCAGUUCCGAUGGAAGCCGCAGAAUUUUUGGAUGAUCAGUCUCAUAUUGACCGGGAACGUAUUCCAGAAAGGAUAGUUCACGCAAAAGGUUUCGGUGCGAAAGGUUUCUUCGAGGUUACGAACGAUAUAACAAAAUACAGUGCCGCCAAGGUAUUUUCUUCAAUUGGGAAAAAGACACGAGUAACAGUUCGCUUUUCGAAUGGGUUUGCGGAUAAGGGUGGUGCAGACACUCAAACCGAUAUCAGAGGAUAUUCAAUUAAAUUUUACACAGAGGAAGGCAUAUGGGACUUGGUGGCGUUAAAUUUGCGUGUCUUCGUUAUAAACGACCCGAAGUUAUUUUCUAGUUUAGCUCACGCAUCCAAAAGACAUCCAACAACUAACCUAAUGAAUGCAACCACGUUUUGGGACUUCUUGACCCUUAGGCCAGAAUCGACACAUGGUUUAAUGUGGUUAUUUUCUCAAACAGGAUUCCCGUGCUCAAUGAGAAACUUGAAUGCAUUCGGCAUUAACACUUUCAGGUUGGUAAACGCAUCCAGCGAAUACGUUUAUUGCAAAUUUAAUAUUAUAACAAAUCAAAAGAUCAGAAACUUAACUAUCGAGCAGACAACAAAGCUGCUGUCUACUGACCCGGAUUAUUAUCAAAGGGAUAUGUUUUAUUCGAUAGAGAAAGGUAACUUUCCGUCUUGGACUCUGAAAAUUCAAGUAAUGACUCAAACAGAAGCUGAUUCAGCUCCAUUCAACUAUUUAGAUACAACAAAAUCAUGGCCUGAAGAUAAAUAUCCAAUGAUCGAAGUAGGUAGAAUAAUUCUAAACGAAAAUCCAGCAAAUCAUUUUGCAGAAGUAGAACAAAUAGCUUUCUCGCCAGCAAAUUUGGUUCCCGGUAUUCAAACCUCGCCUGAUAAAAUAUUACAAGCAAGAGUGUUUUCAUAUAUGGACACCCAAAGGUACAGAAUAGGUAACAACUUCCAACAACUUCCUGUUAAUCGGCCGAUAAACCCAGUUCACAAUAAUCAACGCGACGGUCAUAUGGCUUUCGAAAAUCAAGGAGGUGCUCCCAAUUAUUAUCCAAAUAGUUUCGGAGGACCAGGAUCUUCAUGUCGAGCUAAGAAUUUAUCUGCUCCAUACUAUGCAUCUGGCUACGUUCGGGAAUAUCUAUCAGAUACAGAUUAUUUUUCACAGCCGAGAGAUUUCUAUGAGAACAAACUUGAUGAUGAAGGCCGAAAAUUCCUCAUUAGUUCCAUAGUUAAAUCUCUUAGCCAAGCUUUCGAAUUUAUUCAAAUUCGCGCUAUUAUUAUGUUUGCGAAUGUAAAUCAAGGUUUUGCUCGUGGCAUAACAGAGGAAUUACUUGCAAUUAAAGGUCAACCGGAAGCUUUAGCUUUUUGUGGUAUUGACGUAUGUAGUCCUUAA
Agrilus planipennis (emerald ash borer) is the source of this 1645-nucleotide messenger RNA. RefSeq names its product catalase-like. Lineage: Eukaryota; Metazoa; Arthropoda; Insecta; Coleoptera; Buprestidae. The transcript is spliced from 2 exons. Gene Ontology annotation, molecular function: catalase activity; heme binding. Gene Ontology annotation, cellular component: cytoplasm; mitochondrion; peroxisome. Gene Ontology annotation, biological process: response to hydrogen peroxide; hydrogen peroxide catabolic process. The coding region runs from base 95 to 1645 and encodes 516 amino acids. The record is from RefSeq and is a predicted model, not a curated record.